UGAGCGAGAGAGAGAGAGGGAGAGAGAGGGAGAUGCACGGUGGACGAAAUCACAUCGUAGGGGAGUAAUAAUGUCACACAAACCAGAGGCCAGGUUUUCCAUUUGGACGGCGCCGCAGGUUUGACGCGCAUUUCGGUUUUGGCACAAGUUUGGCUCCUGGAACCUGGUGACCCAGUGAAUGGCCCGACUCUGCGCGACAAGUUGGGAGCAGGAGAAAAGAGCACUCCUAUCACUAUUUCUAAAGGGGUACGCUACGAUUUAAGGGGGCGUGGACGGCAGCGAAACAGCAGCGAGCAUGUUGGCUCUUCUUGGCCACAGUUCCAGUGUGGUGAUGUGCCGGCUGGAAGACCUGGAAUACGACGCGUAGACCGAGCGCUUGGACGCGGAACCCUGCGGUCGCCGUCAGUCGCCUGCAGUCUACUUUGUGUCAUUUUGAAACCCGUCCGUCGGCAUUGCUUGGAUUUAUUUCUUCUUCCACUGCCUUGUGGCGACGCGGAGGACUCGAGGGAAGUCGCGGCUCAACGUGUAACUGACGAAGUCUGGUCCAUUUGAAUGACAGUAUUUUGAGGCGUCUGAUCCAUAUUUGUUUAAGGACGCGUAAUUAUUAUUAUUUACCGGUUAUGCACGGUAAGUCAAGGUGGACAAGCAAAAUCAAUUUGUAGAAUUUGCCUCAAGUGAAACUCGAGGGGUUUGUGUUUCUGAAUAUUGACAGGUGUUUUCCGUCAUUUGGACUGUGUCAAGCGAAGUCUCAGUUUCUAGAAUGUGAAAUGCCACACACUCAAAAGGCUACACCAAAUCUCUUGUGAGGAUAAGUAACACAUUGUUUGAUCCAGAUAUAUUUUUGUCCACCCGAAAAACGCGCACUGUAACGGACCACCUUAUGAUGCGCCUGAAACGCCGAAUGGAAAAGUAACAAUUCCGUGCCCUCUUACUCCCGAGUUGUAGCCGAUUUGGCGACAGCCAAAAUGACAAGCACCGGACCUGUCAUCGUCUACGAGUGGCUGAAGACCCUCCAGCUUUCCCAGUACGUCGAGUCUUUCGUGGAUAAUGGAUAUGACGACCUGGAGGUUUGCAAACAAAUUGGAGACCCCGACCUGGAUGCCAUCGGCGUCUACAUCCCUCACCACAGGCAGAGGAUUCACGACGCGGUGCGGAGGCUGAAGGAAGAAGCCAAAGAGACGGCCAGCGGACUGUACUUCACCCUUGAACCGAUCCCCCCCGCGGCCGAGGUUUACACGGGUCACCUGGCGGAGUACGAGUCGAAGCUGCGGGGAUCCAAGUCCUGGACCGAGCCCAACAGUGAGCGGGUCGGCCGCAACGGUGGGUACAUGGGCGCGCAGAGGAACCUGACGCUGGGCAACAGGAGGGAGCUGGUGAUUUACCCCAAGCUGAAGCUCAAGAUCAUGAUCAGGGAUAAACUCAUCAGAGAUGGCAUCAACCUUGGCAAGCCGCCCUACUCUAAUAAGGAUGGUUCUCUGGGAAACAUAGAUGACCUUGCCCAGGAGUACUCGGAGUACUACAACACCUGCUUUAGCGACGUCAGCGACCGCAUGGAGGAGCUACGCAAACGGAGGGUCUCCCAGGAGCUUGACUUGGAGAAACAAGACACAAGCAGCACCUCUCUGCAGCUCCGUAACGAGAUCCAGGAAUCUUUAGGCUUCAGCAGUGAGGUGUCCACCCCUGAAACGGACAGAAAAAUGUCUCUGCACAAGUCCAGCUCUGAAGAUGGAUCUGGAGGCAAGUGGGACAGUAAGAAGAAGAACAAAUCUUUCUGGCAGAACUUCCGCAAGUCCCAGCACAAGCCUGUUGCGCGACAGACAUCCAAAGGAGAGGACAUUGGCUACGUGGCCAGUGAGAUCACCAUGAGCGACGAAGAGCGGAUCCAGCUCAUGAUGAUGGUGAAAGAGAAGAUGAUCACUGUGGAGGAAGCUCUGGCUCGGCUGAAGGAGUAUGAGCUCAGCAGACAGUCCAGCAGCACUGACACUGCUGAGUGGACUGAAGGAUCUGCACCCAAUCUAAACCAGUCCUCCAACUGCAACUCUCGGGAACAGUCGGACGAUGAGCAAUCAGAGGACUCUGUGAAGUUCAAGCGGCUUCACAAACUGGUUAACUCAACCCGCCGGGUCAGGAAAAAACUCAUCAAGGUGGAGGAGGGCAAGAAACAUGCUUCUGAAGAUUUCCUGAAUCUAGAGGCGACUCCCACCUGUGAGGACAACACCGCUCUCUAUACGGGGGUCCUGAAGAAGCCCCUUUUGCCUCAGGAGGCUUCUCUGCCCUCCCUCAUCCACGAUCAACUCUCUCUGGAUGGAGACACGGACAGUUUGACAACCUCCCCUUCCUCCAGCAGCUUGGACACCUGGUCCGGACACAAGCUGGUCAAAACCUUUAGCAAGUCUUCCAGCACCCACGGUCUCAUCCGGCCCCCCAGGAGAACCCCGGCGGGCUCCAGCGCGCUCGGAGGCUCCUCUGGCGUGGCAGGCAGCGGCUCCUCCUUCUCAGAGCUCGACGGCUGUGGGUUGGACGAUGAGGGAAAGCUGUCGCGCUCCACAACUGACGGCGAGAUGAGGAAGGCCCUGAGCUCCAUCUCCCAUGGGGUAAGUAACAACGAGGCCCUCUACACCUUCUACGGCCUCACUAAACCUCGCCCAAAACCCCAUUCCCAGUCCCGUCUUUUGAUCUCCCUGGAUGACGGCCCGCAAGGCAGCCCCAAACACCAACCCGGCAACCGGCACCACGGCAGCUGGACGCACCGGAAGCCCGACCCCAACUACGCAUACUCCACCAAGCAUCUGCUAUACCAGCGCUCGCGCAAUGCCAAGACUCCUGUCUCCCCACUGUCCGUCACCCCUUCCUCCCCCGUGCGCUGCGACGUAGCCAAAUCGAAAGGGUUUGGAAGCGGGGGAGGGGGCUGGGUGUUCCCCUCUCGGAGGCUGCGCGGCCGAACCGCGGUCAGCGAGCUCAACAUCACCUAUGUGGUAGAACGGAGCCUGUACGGUCACCUCAACUGGGCUCAGCUGGUGCGCCCAGUUACCCUAAGUCGCGCUGAGCGCCGCUGUCUGUUGGAGGAGGACCGCGAGGCCGACAGGAAGUGGGCGGCCAGCGUGGACCGCUGCACCAAGCGUGUGCUCUUGCGCAUCCAGCAGAAGUCUAGGACAUGCAGCUUUGGAGGCUUUGACCUGUCCAACCGCUCGCUCCAUGUGGUCAACGCAGGCUCCGAGGCCAAUAAUAAAGAGCAGGAGGCGAUAUACAGAGAAGUGGUCAAGUCGCCCACUACGCCCCGGAUCUCCCUGGGCAAGAAAGUGAAGUCGGUGAAGGAGACGAUGAGGAAACGCAUGUCGAAGAAAUACAGCAGCUCCCUGUCCGAGCAGUCCAGUCCGGAUGGGACCCCAGGCUCGCCGCAGUCUCCUCUCCCUGACACCGACUCUCUGGAGAAACCCAAGCUUAAGGCCGGAGGCUCCGUGGAAAGUCUGCGUAGUUCACUCAGUGGACAGAGUUCAAUGAGUGGCCAGACAGUGAGCACCACCGAUUCAUCGGCCAGCAACAGAGAAAGCGUGAAGUCGGAGGACGGUGAUGACGAAGAGCCGCCUUAUAGGGGGCCGUUCUGUGGCCGCGCCCGAGUCCAUACCGACUUCACUCCCAGCCCCUACGACAGCGACUCCCUGAAGCUCAAGCGUGGGGAUGUGAUUGACAUCAUCAGUAAGCCACCCAUGGGAACGUGGAUGGGCCUGCUGAACAACAAAGUUGGCACCUUCAAGUUCAUCUACGUGGACGUGCUGAGCGAAGAAGAGGAGAAGCCUAAAAGGCCCGUCAGGAGGAGGAGGAAGGGCCGACCACCUAAACCCACAUCGGUGGAGGAGCUGCUGGAGCGCAUCAACCUCAAGGAGCACAUGCCCACUUUCUUGUUCAACGGCUACGAGGACCUGGACACAUUCAAGCUGCUGGAGGAAGAGGACCUGGAUGAGCUGAACAUCAAAGAUCCUCAGCACAGAGCCGUACUGCUCACUGCUGUAGAGCUGCUGCAGGAGUAUGACAGUAGCAGCGAUCCGGAGCGCAGCGGCUUAUCAGGCUCCCAGGAGAAGCUGCUGUCUGACGGUCGGGGCCUGGUGGGUGACUCCCCCCGGGACUCCGGGUGCUACGAGAGCAAUGAGAACCUGGAGAAUGGUAAGAGCAGAAAAACUUCCCGUUCGAGUCGUUCUUCAGCGGGACUCCAGUCCCCAGACUACCCGACACUGCCCAUGACUCUCUCCACGGAGGCUCUGCAACAGAACGGCAAACACCAGCGCACGAAGUUCCCGAAAAGCUUCUUCAUCAAGCCCCUCUCCCUUAAGGGCUUCAACUUGCUGGGGCUUCGCAAAGCUCAAAGACGGUCUCCUAUCCCAGCCAGCCGCAGCUGCGAGGAUCUCGACGGCCCCCCACAGCCCACUGGACCCUUGAAACGCUCUCACUCUCUGGGAGACCUCCACUGGGAGCAGAAAAGUGACCUGAGCGUGGAGCUUAAGCCCACCAAGGAAGUACCCAGAUCAGGCAGCGGUAGCCCCUACAAGGGCUCUGCAGAUGGAAGUUCUCCAUCUCAAAAUGGGACUCCGCCAAUGGUGAGCCCCAAAAGAAGAGUCGAGAGGCCGCCUCUACCUUCCCAGCUGCCGCUCCGCUCCCCUUGCCCGGCAGCCCAGUCCCCCAACCCUCCAGAACCCCUCUCUAGUUCCACUCCAAGUCCUCCUGAUUCUAGUGCAAGCGGCGAGAGGGUCAUCCGGACUCACCCCAAAAAGCCUCCCAUCCCUCCUCCGGUUCCCGCCAAGAAGUCUAGAGAAAGACUGGCCAACGGCCUGCGUCACCCGCCUCUCUCCCUACCCUCCUCCCCGUCCCCCACAGCCUCACCUACCCACUCCUUCAACCGUUCCCACCCCAGCAGCCCCGUGAUCCGGAGCAGCAGCCCCAGCCUCGUUGCCCCGGCCCUGCCCGCCAAGUCCCCGAGUACCCCGGCCAGCCCGUGCACCACCUCGUCGGCGUCGUCCAUGGGCGAGGACUCGGGAGGCAGUCCGCCGGCGGCGCAGCCUCCAUGGCUCUCAGAUCUCGGGGGGAAGAUGGCUGUCACAAGAAAGGCUUCCCAUACCAAGAUGAGUCCUGACCUGCUCACUCUCCUGGAACAACGGCUGCAGGCUGAGGGCAUCGAUCUUACCGAGGAGCCCUACUCUGACAAGCACGGCAGAUUUGGGAUCCCCCAGCCUCUGGUGCAGCGUUACUCCGAGGACUUGGAGCAGCCGGUCAAAGACGUGGCCUCCACCAUGGACCAGCUCCGGGUCAGAGAGCUCCGUAAACAGCACCGCAUGGCUAUCCCCUCUGGAGGUUUGACAGAAAUGGGCCGGAAGCCCCUGUCCCUUAGUAACGUCAGCACGGUCUCCGACUGGCUCGUCUCCAUCGGCCUGCCCAUGUACGCCGCGUCCCUGGCGGCGGCCGGGGUCGACACGCUGAGCCGCGUGGCCUCGCUGACGGAGAGCAGCGCGUGGGAAGCCGGGGUGCGCGACGAAAGACACGCCCGCCGCCUGGUCGGCGAGGCGCGCUCGGUCAGCGCGCACAGAGAGGCGCAGUCCUAAUCACGUCGGUUGAGUCAGACAACUCACCGGUCAGUACCGUCUCGUUUAGAAAAAAAAAAAAAAAAAAAAAACGGCCAGUAGGCGACAACGACAGCGCACAGGUGACCACAGCACUUCCUGUCAAAAGACUGUUUUUUUUUUUUUUUUUUUUGUUUUCUCUUUACAACUGUCUUUUCUCAAAUGUUUACGGCAUUGCGGAGUUUCUCCCAACAGCCACGACAUCAGAUGCCUUUUCGAAAAAGAAAAAAACAAAAGUAAAGACUGUAGACUCGCUCUGUGGGAUGGCUUCCACUCUGAAGACACGCCCCAAGUCUUAAAGCAAAGACAUGGAUCUGCCUUUAAGGAAGAUAGCACACUCUUUUGUAGGAUGGACCUUUUUUAAAAAAGAAGAAAAAACAAACAAACAAACAGAAAGGCGGUUUAUUUCCUGCGUAUUUCAUAAGUGCUUCAUUUUCAUCCCUUUGCGGUGGUGGCGAGGAGACACAAUCUGAGGGUCUUUUUAAGGAGGUAGCUCGGCCAAAGCGAUUUUUUUUUCUUUUUACCCCUUCACCUUCAAUGUUCCAUGGUUUCAAAAGACUUCACUUAACAUCCGGACUUUUAAUCAGCUACUAAGUACACACACCGACCCGAGGAGUAACAGGUGGCUUAUUUUGUAUCGUGUUUCUGUAUUAUAACGUGAAUGCACAUCUUAAUUUUAAAACGACUUGUAUGUUUGAAAGUUGUGUUCGCCUUUUGAAUAUCGCAGCCUUAUUUCGAAGGCCCGCUCUCAUUUCUAAGCUGAAACAGCCGACCUUUUGUAUUUCAUAUUGUGCCGUAUCGUGCUGCGUACCCCGGGUGCACACAUCGCCCCGAUAUCAAGAGUCCUACUUUGUCUCGCUGUAGUAAACGCAAUCAGCUUUCACCCAAAA
This is a messenger RNA of Mugil cephalus (flathead mullet), 6499 nucleotides long. RefSeq names its product SAM and SH3 domain containing 1a (gene sash1a). The record is from RefSeq and is a predicted model, not a curated record. The coding region runs from base 966 to 5591 and encodes 1541 amino acids. Gene Ontology annotation, molecular function: protein binding. NCBI's taxonomy places the organism in Eukaryota, Metazoa, Chordata, Actinopteri, Mugiliformes, Mugilidae. The transcript is spliced from 20 exons.